This is a messenger RNA of Sporisorium graminicola, 2868 nucleotides long. RefSeq lists its product as uncharacterized. Gene Ontology annotation, molecular function: DNA-binding transcription factor activity, RNA polymerase II-specific; zinc ion binding. The record is from RefSeq and is a predicted model, not a curated record. The transcript has a single exon. NCBI's taxonomy places the organism in Eukaryota, Fungi, Basidiomycota, Ustilaginomycetes, Ustilaginales, Ustilaginaceae. The coding region runs from base 1 to 2868 and encodes 955 amino acids. Gene Ontology annotation, cellular component: nucleus.
AUGGCUGACAUGGUCAACGGCCGCCACUCGCCAAGUUCAGCCUCAGGCUCCACCUCGAGCAUGUCCGCGUUGGGCUCCGUGUCGACCUCGGCGGCAUCCGGCGUGGAGAGGGACGCUGCAUCCUCAGCAGCAGCUGUGCAGCCGCCGCCAUCCACCCCGUCGCAGCCGGUCAAACGCCGCCGCUAUGCACGACGAUCUUGCCUCACUUGUCGUUCCAAAAAGACUCGGUGCGAGCUGCCGGAUGAAGGCGUCCCAUCGUCUCAUGAUCCGUUGCCCGCGUACAAGGCCUGCCAUCGAUGUCGAGCGCUCGACAUUCCUUGCGUCGUAUGGGAUGGCGAUCGUAAACGCAAACCUCGCAUCGACUCCCCUCCUCGCGUCCACCUCUCAAGUCACGAUGCAAACACCGCCUUAGCCUAUCAUCGUCAACAUGAUCGCUACUUGGACAACACUUCGCCAUGGUAUAGCCAUCACGCUGGCCGGCCACAUGCGGAGGAGAAGCCUUACACUCAUCCUGCUUGGCAUUCACCUUCUGCCUCGAGAUUCGCGACCAAUCACCUCAGCCCUGGACGAGCCGACUUGUACAAGCGAUCUCGGCCCGCCUCGGAUCUAGCUCCUAAUGAAACAGCAUCCCGUCCUUCUCGCACUCAUUCAACAACAGGAGCAGCCACAUAUUCCAUCUCGUCUCCUUCGCCUGGCAACAUCGCACAGCAUGCCUCCACCACCGUUGAUGGCCACUACAACGCUGCUCUUUUCAUCAAUCCCGAGUCUUCCGAGUCUUUCACCAAGCUAAAGGUCACCGGCCACCAAAUUCCCAUCCUCUCCAACCAGUACAUGCACUCGCCCCUCGUAACUCUCAACCGCUUCAUCACCAAGACCCCGCCCUUCUCCCGCCUGCUCCGCCACGAGAUGGAUCGAUCCUUUGACGGACAACUGUCUGAUCUGCUCACAGACGAAAACAUGCACGAACUUCGGAAUCAUCUGCCACGGUUGCGCAUGUGGCAUCCACACGUUCCAGAUCUUGAUGCCCUCCGGACCACCUUUCACGAGCGUCCCAGCCCUUCGACUUCGCUUUUGCUCGCCACCAUCGCUUUCGUCGCCUCCAAGAUUGCCGGCGAUCGUCAUCUUGCCAAGCACUUUGCCACCCACGUCGACCGCAUCGGCCUCCAAGUGCUCAUCUCAGCGCCCAAGGAGCUUCAUGCCGCCCAAGCCUUUGAACUGCUCCUCUCACAUGGCCCUUCUCUCAUCGGCGCAAGUGUCGACAAUUCGGCCGCAGCCUCCAACAAUUCGUCCGGAUUUGGCGAGUCGCUCCAUGCGAGCGCUAUCUCGAUUGCCGAGGGUAUCGGCCUCGACCUGGUCAUGUCGCAAGCAUCGCAAAACAGCGUCGAGGCUGCUCAUGAUAAUCCCGAAGAUCUUGAGAAACUACUUUCCUACUUGCGGCGCUUCUCACUGUGGUGCAGCCUUUCCAUCUGGCGCUCCAAAUUUGUGUUUCUCAACUCGGUCGUGCGUCCCUACGACUUUUCUCGCCUUCGCCGCGAUGCAGAGCACGCCAUCUCGAUUGUUGACACGCUACGUCAACGCGACCCCGCGCCAGCCAAGACAUCCAAGGACGACAUCCUGUUUCGAGCUGGCAUCCUCACGCUCGCGUAUCGAGCCAUCCAAGUGGCCGACUUCCACGCUCGCCUUUCGCAGCUCGAGAUGCUUUGGAACAGCCGACCCCUCCUUUCCGAGGUCGAGGUUCGACACGAAGUGAGCAGCCGCUUCGAUCAAAGACUCGAAUUCCUCGAAUCUCUGCGCAAGAGCAAGCGACACAAGCUGUGGGUCAUGGCCAAUCUGGACGAGCUCAAGUUUCUGGAUCGCUGGAUUGACCUCGAAUUCGAAUCCGACUGGGUCUUUCUGUUCCAGAUCUUUAUGCGCAUGGUGUUGCCCGCCAACGAGGCCACUGGCACGGUGCUCGAUGUGUCGCGCUCGAUUGGGCGCGACGCCAGCCUGUCCCGCUUCAUGGUCGACGCGGGCAAGCGCAGCCAUCUUAACAACGAAAGGACCAUUGCAGCCUUUGGCGCCACUCCGCGCUUCGAAGGCGAAAAUCUCGAGCAGACUGGUCUGCCCUUGCUCUUGACCUGCGGCUACAUCCUGCACAUCAGCAUCUGUCUCAUGGAAAGUCUCAGUUUCGCCCAGUACUGCUCGCACGAGUCGAGCAUGCGAGAGGACGUGUUUGCGCUCCUGCUUUCCAAGCUCGCAGAGAGAUUCUGUGGAUUUGCGCAGUCCAAGGCUGAACAAAGUGAAAGCGUGGAAAAGCUCGUUGCGAGCAUGUUGGUGCAAAUGGUGCACCGCCUCGAAGAAUGCGACUACUACGCAGUCACCAAAAACAAAACGCAACCCACCGCACAGCCUCCAUCUUCAACCGACAUGACCUCGGAUCACGACCGUCGACGCUCUAGCGAGCAAUCUGGACAGCUGGCGCACGCGCCGAGUCAUACACGCUUCUCGACGCCGCCGCAGCAUUAUGACACAAGGACGUCGAGCGACUUAGGCGCGGCCCAUGGCACCAAGGAGAUGGUUGCGGAUCCCCAGCCGAUCCAUUGGCAGGACGCUUCGAGCGCUGGCCAGUCGCAUUCGUCGAGGCUCGCGUUGGGCAGCUUGAUCCACCCACAGUCAGAGCACACCCCCAGCGGCAAUUCGGCUGGCUCGAUGGGCAGCGACGACACCCGCAACACUGCUGCAGCACCGUUUGCCUCUACCAGUCGUCAGCAGACGCAGACGCUUCUAACUACGUCCGACGGCUGGGCGUCGGACAACAUGGCGCGCAUCAUGGACCAGAUCCUCUCGUGGGACUGCGUAGCAGAGAUGCUGUUUCCCAACGGUGCUUGA